This is a messenger RNA of Culex pipiens pallens (northern house mosquito), 1058 nucleotides long. RefSeq lists its product as uncharacterized. The transcript has 3 exons. The record is from RefSeq and is a predicted model, not a curated record. Lineage: Eukaryota; Metazoa; Arthropoda; Insecta; Diptera; Culicidae. The coding region runs from base 251 to 991 and encodes 246 amino acids.
UGGUACCCUCUAGCGCAGGUGCAGUCGAGCAGCGGAGUUCAGUCGUGAAUGCGCUGGAACGCAAGCAAGAUCUCUCGUACCGUAUUUGCGCGACGCGUACACAAAAAUCGAAAGUGAUCAGUUAAGGUGAGGUGAAGUGCACGCGUGCGCGCCCAAAUAGUGUACGGUGUGAUUUUCAAGUUGAACUUGUCGCUGCUGGAGGUGGUUGUUGUUUUUGAUACCUUACACAACCCGCACACGCACGCUCAAAAUGCCCUCCCUGCUGGCCAUCACACUUGGCCUAAUGGCCCUCUGGCUCCCGUCGGCGACGUCCCAGCGCGAGGUGUUCCGGCUGUUCGAGAACUGCCGGUUCGGCAAGCCCGACUUUGACCCGUGCGUAAAGAAAGCGCUCAACUCGAUCCGGCCCUGGUUCAAAACAGGCCUCCCGGAGUUCAACGUGGCCCCGUUCGAUCCCCACCGGGCCGAUGUGGUGGAGCAGGUUCGCGGUGACCGGGAUGGGUUCGCCGGGUAUCGGUUGCGGUUGCUGGACGUGUCCGAGUGGGGCUGGGCAAAGUCCGAGGUCACCAAGUUCAAGACGGACUACAAGAACAACCAGAUUGUGUACUCGCAGUACUUCCCGGAGAAGGGCCUGAAUGGGGAGUACGAGUUCGAGUCGAAGCUGCUGGGAAGCCAGCGGAAGACGAGGGGGUCGUUUAACUUAACGUUGUUUGACUACAGUCAGACUACGACUGUGAGCCGGAUUGGCGGCCAGGGAGGACUGCUGAAGGUACGAGUUGCUGUCGACAAGAUCGGUGACAUGAAGCUGCACAUCUCGGACCUGUUCCAUGGGGCCAAACUUCUAGAAUCAAUGGCCGACUUCCUUAUCAACACCAUGUGGCAGCCUUCGUUACCUUUCGUUAAGCCACUGAUCAACGAUCUGGUCAGUACGGCCUUCACCGAUAUCUUCAACGAAUCCUUCCGGUACUUCCCGCUGAACGAAGUGAUACACUAGCCACAGGCUCUGCGGGGGAGGUAUUUUGUAUCUUUUAGAGGACUGAAAUAAAACUAGCUGUACCAUU